AUGGAGCCAAAUCUCAAGGAUCGACUGGCUGAACUGCGACAGUAUCUCAAGGCGCUACCAUCCAACAUUCCCAUCCCAAAGGAAUCAAAGUAUAAUUUUUCCGACUUCAGCUUGGACGCCGAUUGGACUGCAGAAAUCGGAGAAGCUGCAGCUGUCAACCGAGAACUAGAGGUCAGGUUUGGAAGUCGUGCUGGUGGCCUGAAAAUCGUGGAGCGAGGGCCAGAGACAGAAGCUGUUGUGGAUGUUCUCGAAACUUGGAUCAAAAAAUAUCCAGGCGACAUUCUCUUAGAGAAGUGGGUCUAUGACACUCUCGAAGCUGCGCGAGGUCUCAUUCUUGCAGCCGGCAACACUUUGCCAGUCUUCGACGUGGAAGUAGAUUCUACGAAGCACAAGCCAGUCAAUGUCAAUAAUCAUCGACCCGAGAAAAGAAAGAAGCUGGAGCUUUUGGGGGCUCUGCCCCCGAACCCCCGUCAGUAA
Molecule: messenger RNA, 477 nt
Organism: Suillus subalutaceus
Lineage: Eukaryota; Fungi; Basidiomycota; Agaricomycetes; Boletales; Suillaceae
Exons: 3
Coding region: 1-477 (158 amino acids)
Source: RefSeq, a predicted model, not a curated record